This is a messenger RNA of Ficedula albicollis (Collared flycatcher), 1282 nucleotides long. RefSeq names its product alpha-methylacyl-CoA racemase (gene AMACR). The transcript is spliced from 4 exons. Gene Ontology annotation, molecular function: alpha-methylacyl-CoA racemase activity. NCBI's taxonomy places the organism in Eukaryota, Metazoa, Chordata, Aves, Passeriformes, Muscicapidae. Gene Ontology annotation, biological process: bile acid metabolic process. The record is from RefSeq and is a predicted model, not a curated record. Gene Ontology annotation, cellular component: mitochondrion. Bases 6 to 902 code for a protein of 298 amino acids.
GUGUCAUGGAAAGAAUUGGGCUUGGCCCGGAAGUCCUUCUACAGGAGAAUCCCAGACUCAUCUAUGCUAGGCUUACUGGGUUUGGCCAGACAGGAAAAUACGCCAAGUCUGCUGGUCAUGACAUCAAUUACUUGGCUUUAUCAGGUGUACUGUCAAAGCUGGGUAGAAAGAAUGAAAAUCCUUAUGCACCUUUAAACCUUCUGGCUGAUUUUGCUGGUGGAGGUGUCAUGUGUGCACUGGGCAUUGUUACAGCCCUUUUUGAACGUGCCAGAUCUGGCAGAGGGCAGGUCAUUGAUGCAAGUAUGGUAGAAGGAGUAGCAUACCUAAGUUCUUUCCUGUGGAAAUCACAAAAAAUGGGUCUUUGGAGCCAACCUCGAGGCGAAAACCUGCUAGAUGGCGGUGCACCUUUUUAUGAAGUCUACAGGACCUCUGAUGGAAAAUUCAUGGCUGUUGGUGCCAUUGAACCUAAAUUUUAUGACCAGUUAAUAAAAGGUCUUGGGCUAAAUUUGGAUGAACUCCCUGCUCAGAUGAGUUCACUUGACUGGCCCGAAAUGAAGAAAAAAUUUGCAUCCAUAUUUGCACAGAAGACACAGGCUGAGUGGUGCAGCAUAUUUGAUAGCACUGAUGCCUGUGUGACCCCUGUUUUAUCCUUCGAUGAUGCUGCUUCACAUCAGCAUAACAAAGAAAGAAGUUCUUUUAUAAAAAAUGAUCAGGGAGAGAUAAGUCCUAGACCCGCUCCUGUUCUAUCAAGGACACCUGCUGUUCCAUCAUGUAAAAGAGGUCCUUUUAUAGGAGAGCACACAGAGGAGAUACUUCUUGAAUAUGGGUUUACUAAACAAGAAAUUGCUAAACUUUAUUCUGAUAAAGCAAUAGAACUCAAGAACCUAAAAGCUAAUUUAUAAUGUCUGACUAUGCAUAUCAGAUAAAUCUCAGGCUGAUACUGUCAGCUUUUAUGCUUUAAAAUUUAACUAUAUGAAAAUAAAUGUUUGCAUAAUAUUGCUUUUAAAUAAUUAUUUUUUAAUUAUUGACAUUUAAAAUUAAUGACAUUUAAAAUUUAAAACAGUGGGACUUAUGUACUUGUGUAUCUGGAUGACCUGUUGUCUAGAGUGGUGCUAUAAUUGUGUUCUGAAGAUCUACACAAUUUACUUGGUAAGCGCCUGUGAGCUCUCAGAAUGUUUGUUUAAGUGUUGUAUCCUGUGGUUUGAAUAUUUUAAUUCUUGGUUACACCAUUGAUUUGUAAUACAUGCUGUAAUUACCUAAAAGCAAAUCUGUUAAUAAAAUA